UACCUUGGCUUUUGUGAUCUUGGAGCAUUUAGCAAAAGCAUAUUCUUUAUCCUGGGUGUAUGAAGAUCUUGUAGCAUUUCCUCAGUAUAAAAUCAUUCUUUCUAAUAAACAAAUCCCAAAUAGUAGUCUUGAAAAUUUUGUAUUUGACGAAGUACAAUCGGAAAAUAGCAUAGUUCCCUCCGUAUCUAAGGAUAAUUCGAAGGAUGGCGCUGAAUCUAAAUUAACUUCAAUAUUAAUGCGUUCAGCUUCUGGACAACCUUAUCUCUGUCAGAUACCAUUCGUUGUCAACCAAACCGCUGUAGAAGAAAAUAAGCAAGAAGAAAAGAGAGACGAUGUUGACCUUAUGAAGAAAGGCCUUGCGCUUUUAGAACCUAUGAAGUCUAAUUGUCUUGUUUUUCAACAUGGUUGGUGGACCUACGAAUACUGUCAUCUUAGUCAUAUGAGCCAGUAUCAUAUACAACCUGGGUUCGAGGAACCGAGAUCUACUUAUAUUUUGGGACAAUAUUCUUUUCGUUUUGACUCGUUACCACCUUCGAAUAAAGAUAGUAAUGAUAAGAAACAUUCCUUUGGUACAGAUUUGCAGGUUGGCAGUGGUAAAAAAUAUUUGGUUCAACGUUGGGGUGGCGGGUCAACGUGUGACUUGACAGGUAAACCUAGACAAGUUGAAAUACAAUUUCAUUGCAAUCCGCAAUCCGGCGAUAGUAUUGCUGUAGUAAAGGAAAUGUACACUUGUAAUUACCUUGUAAUUAUUCACACUCCAAGACUAUGUAAUGAUUCCGCAUUUCUUAGCAAAACUUCCUCCAAGGUUAAUCAUAUAGAAUGUUAUCAAAUAGUAUCUGAUGAAAAGUAUAAACGUAAUAUGGCGAAAGAACCAAAGAGUUUGGAAAGCAGUCCUCAAGAAAUGGAGUCGAG
Messenger RNA from Racocetra persica, 912 nucleotides. The record is from the annotation of a GenBank genome assembly. Lineage: Eukaryota; Fungi; Glomeromycota; Glomeromycetes; Diversisporales; Gigasporaceae.